Morus notabilis is the source of this 1933-nucleotide messenger RNA. RefSeq names its product 4-alpha-glucanotransferase, chloroplastic/amyloplastic. Gene Ontology annotation, molecular function: 4-alpha-glucanotransferase activity. The record is from RefSeq and is a predicted model, not a curated record. Lineage: Eukaryota; Viridiplantae; Streptophyta; Magnoliopsida; Rosales; Moraceae. Bases 96 to 1841 code for a protein of 581 amino acids. The transcript is spliced from 16 exons. Gene Ontology annotation, biological process: carbohydrate metabolic process.
AAUCACGUGUACUCCUUCUCCUUCCACUGACACUCCACCAGCAACUACUGCAAACUCUCUCUUUCUCUCUCUCUCUCUCUCAUCUCCGAUAGCAGAUGGCCGUCCCUGGCUCGCUCUCGCCGUCUUUCUCUCUCCUUGCCUCUUCUCUCUCCUCCAGAGUCUGCAAUUCCUCCUCAUCACUCUCCUCGUCACUCUUCUUCUCUCGCGUCCAUGUCCGACCGCGAAUUCCUCUCCUCCGCUGCCAAUGCAAGCACGACGCCGCUUUGGCGUUUCCUGGCGCAGGCGAGGAUUUGCCUCUUGAUUACGGCGACCUGUUUCCGAAACCGGAUCCUUCCGAUCGCAGAAGAGCCGGCGUACUGCUCCACCCGACGUCGUUUCUUGGACCCUACGGGAUUGGCGAUCUUGGAGAGGAGGCCUUCCGUUUUCUUGAUUGGCUACAUGAAGCUGGUUGCUCUGUUUGGCAGGUUCUUCCUCUUGUUCCUCCAGGGAGGAGGGCUAAUGAAGAGGGCUCUCCCUACUCCGGCCAGGAUGCAAAUUGUGGCAACACUCUUUUGAUUUCCCUUGAAGAGCUUGUUAAAGAUGGCUUGUUGAAACAAGAUGAGCUACCAAAACCAGUUGAUGCUGAACGUGUGAACUUCUCAACAGUGGCAGAGAUGAAGGAUCCUUUAAUAGAAAAGGCUGCUGAGAGACUUAUUCAGAGUGAAGGUGAUCUUAAAAGUCAGCUUGAAAAAUUCCGCAGUGACCCUGAUAUAUCAAGCUGGCUUGAAGAUGCAGCUUACUUUGCUGCAAUUGACUGCAGUCUAAAUACCUUCAAUUGGUACCAGUGGCCUGAACCUUUGAAAAAUCGACAUCUUGCAGCGUUGGAGAACAUCUACCAAAGCAAAAAGGAUUUUAUUGACAUAUUCAUUGCCCAACAAUUCUUGUUCCAAAGGCAAUGGCAGAAAGUUCGGAAGUACGCACAGGAGAAGGGAAUUAAUGUAAUGGGGGACAUGCCCAUUUAUGUAGGUUAUCACAGUGCUGAUGUUUGGGCCAACAGAAAACAAUUUUUGCUGAACAGGAAUGGUUUUCCUCUACUUGUUAGUGGUGUUCCUCCUGAUGCCUUCAGCGAAACUGGUCAGCUGUGGGACAGCCCUCUUUACAAUUGGCAAGCAAUGGAGAAAGAUGGAUUUUCAUGGUGGAUACGUCGGUUACGACGUGCACAGGACCUGUAUGAUUUAUUCAGGAUAGACCACUUCAGAGGAUUUUCUGGUUUCUGGGCUGUACCUUCUGAUGCAAAAGUUGCAAUGGUUGGACGAUGGAAGGCAGGACCUGGAAAAUCGUUAUUUGAUUCCAUCUCCAGAGCAGUUGGAAAGAUUAAUAUAAUAGCUGAAGAUUUGGGGGUUAUAACCGAGGAUGUUAUUGAGCUUAGGAAAUCCAUUGGGGCACCUGGCAUGGCUGUCCUUCAAUUUGGUUUCGGAAGUGAUGCUACUAAUCCUCAUUUACCCCAUAACCAUGAACCCAAUCAAGUUGUGUACACUGGUACUCAUGACAAUGACACGAUCCUUGGUUGGUGGGACAUUUUGCCGGAAGAAGAGAAGUCCAAUGUACUGAAGUACCUGUCAAUUACCAACGAAGAUGAUAUCUCAUGGGAACUUAUCAAAGCUGCGCUAUCUUCAGUGGCCCGAACCACAAUAAUACCUAUGCAGGAUAUUCUUAGGUUGGGGAAUUCUGCGAGGAUGAACAUUCCUGCAACUCAGUUCGGUAAUUGGAGUUGGAGGAUACCUCGUUCCUUGAGUUUUGAUAGCCUGGACGGUGAAGCUUUGAAAUUGAAAAAUCUGCUAUCUAUGUAUGGGCGACUGUAAGUUAAGUGAGAAUUAGUUGUUCUUGAAGUAGCCAGUUUGUUUUAUUGCAGAUUAGCCUUAUCAAGUGUUUUUUUUUUUUUUUUUUUUUUUUU